Messenger RNA from Anoplophora glabripennis (Asian longhorned beetle), 1617 nucleotides. Its product is annotated as N-sulphoglucosamine sulphohydrolase. The record is from RefSeq and is a predicted model, not a curated record. Lineage: Eukaryota; Metazoa; Arthropoda; Insecta; Coleoptera; Cerambycidae. The coding region runs from base 14 to 1552 and encodes 512 amino acids. The transcript has 8 exons. Gene Ontology annotation, biological process: glycosaminoglycan catabolic process; heparan sulfate proteoglycan catabolic process. Gene Ontology annotation, molecular function: N-sulfoglucosamine sulfohydrolase activity.
CUGAACCGUGAAGAUGCGGUGUUCGGUUCGACUUCUCCUUGUAAUUUUCUUAGUUUUAACAGCCAGCAAUGCAGAAAACAAGAAAUUAAACGCACUACUUAUAAUGGCUGACGAUGGAGGCUUUGAAAUUGGUGCCUACCGAAACAAAAUUUGCCAAACACCGAACUUAGACGAGCUAGCAAGUAACAGUCUUAUUUUUAACAAAGCCUACACGUCUGUAAGCAGUUGCUCUCCAAGCCGUUCAGCUUUACUUACCGGCAUGCCUUCACAUCAAAACGGAAUGUACGGUUUGCAUCAAGGAAAACAUCACUUUGAUUCCUUCGCUAAUAUAGUUAGUCUACCAAAGAUUUUGAAAGGAAAUGGUGUAAGGACAGGAAUAAUUGGCAAAAAACAUGUUGGUCCCGAAAGUGUAUAUCCAUUCGAUUACUCGCAAACGGAAGAAAAUAAUUCUAUUUUACAAGUUGGCAGAAAUAUUACCCACAUUAAAAUGUUGGCGAGGGAAUUUUUAACUAACACGACACAACCAUUUUUCUUAUAUAUCGCCUUCCACGAUCCCCAUCGAUGCGGUCACACUAAUCCGGAAUACGGAGAAUUCUGUCAACAUUUCGGAAAUGGCGACCCCGGAAUGGGUCUAAUUCCAGACUGGCAGCCCAUCUACUAUCAACCCGAUGAACUCGAACUGCCUUACUACGUCCCAGACACCCAAGCCGCCAGACGAGACGUAGCGGCACAGUACACAACGGUUUCUAGGCUAGAUCAAGGUGUGGGGCUAAUUCUUCAAGAACUGAAAAAUUCUGGUCACCUCGAUGAUACGCUCGUGAUAUAUACCUCCGACAAUGGUAUUCCCUUCCCGAACGGUAGAACUAAUCUUUACGAUUCGGGUAUCGCCGAACCAAUGCUCGUUUCCUCGCCUCUGCAUAAGGAGAGACGAAACCAAGUGACCAAUUCUUUGACGAGCCUUCUGGACGUUGUACCUACGUUAUUAGACUGGUACGACAUUAAACAAGAAGAUUCUACCGAAAGCAAUAAGAUAGAGCAAAAAACAUCAUUAACGGGAAAAAGUUUGCUACCGCUUCUCAUUAAAGAACCCGAUGAUAAAUCAAGGGAAGCGGUUUUCGCCAGCCACAACCUUCACGAAAUCACUAUGUAUUAUCCCAUGAGGAUGAUUCGUACCCAACGCUACAAACUUAUUCACAAUAUUAAUUACAACAGCCCCUUUCCCAUCGAUCAAGACUUUUACUUGUCUCCCACGUUUCAGGACAUUCUAAAUAGAACAAAGUCUAACGAAAACCUGUACUGGUUUAAAACUUUGAAAGAAUAUUACAAACGACCAGAAUGGGAAUUGUUCGAUCUCAAGUAUGAUCCGGAAGAGUUAAAUAACAUCGUUAAAAAAAACAGUUCUCAAGAAAUCUUUCAACAACUCAAAAAGAGAUUGUUCAAAUGGCAAAAAGGAACCGACGAUCCCUGGAUAUGUUCCCCGCAUGCCGUGUUUGAAAACAAGGGCGUUUUUAAGGAUAAUCCGCAAUGCUUAGAUCUCGAUAACGUCUGGUGAAUUUUACGUACGUUUUAUAGUGAAAAUGUUAUUUUAAUACUCGAAUAAACUGAAAUAUUUUGAAA